This is a messenger RNA of Varanus komodoensis (Komodo dragon), 4076 nucleotides long. It is a transcript of the gene EMILIN2, whose product is annotated as elastin microfibril interfacer 2. The record is from RefSeq and is a predicted model, not a curated record. Lineage: Eukaryota; Metazoa; Chordata; Lepidosauria; Squamata; Varanidae. The transcript is spliced from 8 exons. Gene Ontology annotation, molecular function: protein binding. Bases 135 to 3428 code for a protein of 1097 amino acids.
AGCGCCUGCGGGGAAGCGGAAGGUGGGGGCGAUAAGAAGGCUGCGGGCGGGGAAGAGAGGCUGGCGAGCAGCAGUGCCGCUCCGGCGUAGCUCCUCGCGCCUCGUCGGUUUCCUCGCGGAGCCUCCAGCCGGCCAUGGGGCUGUGCCCGAGGCUCCUCCGCUGGACGGUGGCGCUCCUCCUGUGCUUGGGCGGCUGCCUCGGCCAGGACGCCCCGCGCUCGCGCGCCAGGAGCAAAAAUUGGUGUGCCCUCGUAGUGAACAAGAAUGUGACCUGCUCUGUGCUGGAUGGCACUGAGAGUUUUGUUCAAGUGCAGUAUAAAUGUUCCUGGAACCAGCUGUCCUGCCCACACACUCCAGUGUAUCGCACAAGUUUCAGACCUAAAUAUAGGAUAGCAUACAAGACUGUGACGGAACUGGAGUGGAGGUGUUGCCCUGGAUUCAUGGGUGUAGAUUGCAAGGAAGCAGUACCACAGAGGCCAAGACCUGUUGUUUAUCCAGCAGAGCAACCACCAAACGAUAUGAAGACAAGCUUGGAGCCUAAUCCAAAGCUAGAACAACAGGAACUGCAGGAUAAAAAAAUUCAGUUCCUUGAGGAUGAAUUGUUCCGUCUUACACAGACUGUGCUAGAGCUUCAAUCCUCCUUAACAGGUGUGAAUAAAAACGUGAAGUUUACUGUGCAAGAAGAUGCAAAUCGGAUGCUUGUAUCAUGGUUGAAUAACCUUCAUGAUAAUCCAGAAACUGACACUAGUGUUGAAGGUGGAACAGAGAAUGUUAAUCCAUUUCAAAAUAAAGACCAAAAAGAAUCUGUAAAUGGAAGUGUGAAGUCUGAAGUAAUGUUAGUAGAAGAUGGUUUGAAUGCCAAAAAUGGUAAGCUGGAAGAAUUGGAUGGGAAAGUUAAUGGCUUUGAAGGACAAUUGAAACAUCUUCAAGAAGCAGCCCAAGGCCCAAUAAUAACACUCCCUAACAACCAGUUAUAUGAAGCAUACAUAGAUGCUAAGUUUGAAGCCCUGAGAGAGGAAAUAUUGGAAGGAUUUGAGAAGAAAAUGGCAGAUUUGAAAAAUUCCUGUGAGUACAAACUGAUGGAUAUUCAGCAACACUGUGAUGAUCAUGAAGCUAGUUGCUUAGAAAUAAGAGAGCUUAUUGGAGAAAAAGAAAAGAACCUGCGAAAAGAAAUAAAACAGCUUCAGAAUCUUGUUCAGAUACCAACAAACCAAUCGUCUUGUUGCAAUGAUGCAAAAAGUAAUGGCUUUGGACAGGAGAUGAAAAAUUUGCAUGAAAAGAUUGACCAAGUUGCAGAAGCAAACAGAAUUUUAAAUGCCAGGAUAGAUAAUGAAAUAAAACAUUUUUCCAGUCCAUAUGCAGAAGGCAGCUUUGAUGAAAAAUGGGAAGAAAUAGAAGCAAGAAUUAAUAUUACAGAGAGAAAUGCUGAAACACACUGUUUUUAUGUUGAAGGAACUCUUCGUGGUGUAAUAGCUACUGAAGUUGAUGAAGUGAGAGGCUCAUUUGACAAAAAGCUUCAAGAACUAGAAAAUAGACUGCAUGCUACUAUUCUAGAUAUUAGUAAUAUAACAGAUCCACAUGGAAUAUAUUCUGGUCAAGGAUCUAUCUUGCACAGCAGCUCAGAAUCUGGAAAUGAGCAGCUUGCAUCUGAGAUUAAUACUGUGAAGAACAAGCUACAAGACAUUGAAAGUCUUUGCUGGCAGAAAUGCCACUCUAUGUCUCAAAAUGUGGAAGGCCUCCAGAAAGACCUAGAUGAAUGUAACAGCAAAUAUGAUUCAUUAUUUUUGAAAACUGAGCUCAACUCUGGUCUUUUGAAGUCUUUAAAUGGCUCUCUAAGUGAGAAAUUUAAUUUAAUUAAAGGCAGCCAGCGUGACAUUCAAAAACUUCAGAAGGACUUACGACUUGUUCGCUAUGGUCUGCAUGCCAUUGAUAAAGAUGUAAAAUUCCUUCAGGGUGGUUUGAACAGCUACAAAGAGCAGCUUCUAGGUGUCAAUUCUACAUGUGAAAAGGCACAGCUUGGUGUGCUCAGGAAAAUACAUGAAAUACAGAAUGCAGUGAACAAUCAAACAACUCACCCAAGCAGUAACUGUUGUAAUGACUUGAAGGAGAGAAUGGAACAGCUUAAUGAGAAAGUAUUGUAUAACAUGAAUAAAAGUAAAGAGAAAUUUCCCAGUGUAUCAGAUUUAGAUGGCAGAGUGUCCCAUCUUGAAAAAACCUGCAACAAACUAGACUCUGUAUCUAGCAGCCUUCAAAGGAUAAAGGAAGGAUUAAACAAACAUGUCUCCAGUCUUUGGAACUGUGUCAAUCAUAUGAACAGAACUGUAACAUCCCAUUCUAAAGAUAUUUUUGACCUGAAGAAUUCUGCCCAACAGUUAAACCAGUUCCAUAAAUUUACUAUUGACCUUCAGGAUCUAAUGACAACUCAACCUGCUAAAUCUGAAAAACCAUCAGUGCCAUCACCAAGAAAACCACAGCAAAGGAUCCCCCUGCCACCAUCAGAUCCAAGAAAACCAUUGCAGCCACCCCAAAUGGGAACAUUCCCAGCACCAUCACAGCAAGGAAUUCCACUACAGCCACGACCAGGGGACCGUGUGCACCCAUCACAACCAAGACCCCCACCACAAAUUCCAGAACCAAGAAAACCUUUAGACCUACCACAUCCACAAAUAAUCAUACAACCACCAUUGCAAGGAAUUCCUCUUCAGCCACCAGAUUCUGGAAUUCUUCCACAACCAUCUUUACCAGGAUCACGAUCACGCUUACCUUCUUUGCCUGGAUCAAGUGGGAUAUUUAUGGAAACUGGGCAAGCAGGCCCUCCUGGGACUGUUUUAAUGUCAGGAAGAGGGCAGCCAAAAAGUAUUGAUGGCCUAGAUGGUCAAAAUAACUUGCUUGUUUUUGAAGGCUAUGCUGGAGCACCAGGUUAUCUAAAACCAUCAAAGCGUCCACCUACAGCUACAGAAGGAGCAACUGUCACUUCACUGGUAUCCUUCUCUGCUGGCCUCACUCAGAGGCCUUUCCCUAAUGGUGUGGGUGUGGUACAUUUUAACAAAGUUCUUGUAAAUGAUGGAAAUCAUUAUAACCCCAGCACAGGCAUCUUCAAAGCUCCAUAUGAAGGUCGUUAUCUGAUCACAGCUGUCCUAACUCCAGAAAGGAAUGAAUACAUAGAAGCCGUGUUAUCUGUUUCCAAUGUGAGUGUUGCUCAGGUCCAUACAGAAGGCUACAGAAGAGAGUUGCUUGAAUAUCACAAACCAAGAGCAGGGAAACAGACUUGUGGUGGAACUGGGACUUUUCAUCUUGUUCUUCACCUCAAAGCUGGAGCUGAAGUGAGCAUUGUAGUUACUGGGGGCAAGCUGGCCUAUACAGACUCUGAUGAAAUUUAUUCUACAUUCAGUGGGGUUCUUCUCUACCGUUCCAUUUCUCAUAAGUAGGAUAUGUCUACUUAAGAUAAACUAAUCCCAACAAAAUUAACAGUAAUAAAUGGUGAAGUUUUAAUUUUUUUUGUCCUUUCCCCCCACCCCUUUCCCACUUCUGUUUAGGUGCAUUUCUUACAUGAUUUAUGGAUGAAAUCCUGUAAUAGAUCUGGGAGGAAGUCCCAUUGAAUUCAAUGGUGCUUACUUCUAAGGAGACAUAUACAGGAUUGCAUUGUACACAUUUUUUUUCCUUGUUUGUCUUUCUUUUAGUAAAGGUUAUGGAUAUGUAAACAUACUAAAGGAAAAAAGUAGUUGCUGUGGUACAUAACUAUAAGAUGAUUAAAAUAUAAUUUAUGUGAUAUUUAUUAACUUCUAGAAGAGAGAUAUAAUAGCAAUCCUAAGACAUCCAAAGUAGUCACUUUUUGAAAUGCAUCAAUAUUACCCUUAAUUCUAUCUAAAAUAUUGAAAGGAGCAGUAAACAAAGCACUAAAAAUUGUCCCCUUAAGCUUCAACUUGCCAUUGCACAUUCUUCCAGGAAUAGUAAUGUUGUUAUGUGCCAUCAAGUCAUCUUCAACUUCUGAUGUCCUGUCCAUGACACCUCCAUUGAGCUCUUCCAAGUUCAAGGCUGUGGCUUCGGUCGGUCUCAUAUUUGGUCUUCCCUUUCAU